Messenger RNA from Sclerotinia sclerotiorum 1980 UF-70, 432 nucleotides. RefSeq lists its product with no specific name. Bases 1 to 432 code for a protein of 143 amino acids. The record is from RefSeq and is a predicted model, not a curated record. NCBI's taxonomy places the organism in Eukaryota, Fungi, Ascomycota, Leotiomycetes, Helotiales, Sclerotiniaceae. The transcript has 3 exons.
AUGUGUAGUAGAACGCGAUUCUGGGCUGCUAGCUUUGGCACAAGGAAGGGAGCAAGGCGCUUGGAAGCAGGAAUGGGAGGCAAGGGAUGGUGGGUUGAACUCACUAUUGCCUCUAGGCCAAGGCCACCACUUUUCCACUUUGUCGCCCCUGUCUUCGGACUCCGUCCCCUCCGGGGGGCGGGGAACGAUGAAGACCGGAGUGGAUGGCUGGUGGCCUUGGCCAGAGUUGCGUUAGGUCAACUUCAUCGUUUCUUGGGCACCAUUGCAUUUAAAGGUGGAGAUACCUCACCUGGAAUGAUGCACCGCGUUGAGGAGUUACCUUUGUUCACUGAGAAUGGCAAGGAUAGCUUUGAAUGGAAUAUCGUGGAGGGGAAGUCGGUGCAAUUGAUACGAGGGGAUUUUUGUGCUCGCUCCAGUGGGCGAAGUCGAUAA